Molecule: messenger RNA, 2545 nt
Organism: Sorghum bicolor (sorghum)
Lineage: Eukaryota; Viridiplantae; Streptophyta; Magnoliopsida; Poales; Poaceae
Product: bZIP transcription factor 60
Exons: 5
Coding region: 241-2193 (650 amino acids)
Cellular component (GO): endoplasmic reticulum membrane; nucleus
Molecular function (GO): DNA-binding transcription factor activity; protein binding
Source: RefSeq, a predicted model, not a curated record
CCACACCGCCACGCACGGCGGCUUCGUCUCCAACACGGCGACCGAUUAACCCCACCGAUUCCGGCGACCAAACUCUCCCGGUCCCCCCAACACCUUUUUGUGGCAAACCCUGCACGCCUCCGCAACCGCGUCGUCGGCGAGCGCGAUCCCGAGAGACUCAACCAUCGGCCAUUCAGCCUCCUCGGUGGGGUGUGUGUAUGCGCGUACGCUGGCCGUGACCAGAUCGGCUAAGGUAAGGCCAUGGCGGAGCCGGCCCUCCUCGCGCCGGACCCCUUCGCGGACCUCCCCUUCCCCGAAUUCCAGGCGCCCGUGGACGGCGACACCUUCGCGUUCGAGGACUUCGAUCUGGAGGAUCUGGACCUGGACCUGGACGUCGACUUCGACCUCGAUCUAUUUGCCUCGGACGGGCAACUCUCGCAGCCGCCCCCUCUCGCGACCUCGUCCUCCUCGGCCGGGUCUCCGGAGGGGGGAUCGUCCUCUUCCGGCGGCGGCGGCGGGCUGAGGAACGAGGAGUCCUCGGAGUCGUCUUCGAGGAGCGCGAGCGGCACGGAUGGCAGCGACAAGGGGAAGGGGGAGGACGACGAAGCGAAGCGCCGCGCGCGGCUGGUACGCAACCGCGAGAGCGCGCACCUGUCGCGGCAGAGGAAGAAGCAGUACGUGGAGGAGCUGGAAGGUAAGGUGAAGGCCAUGCAGGCCACCAUCGCUGACCUCUCCGCCAGGAUCUCCUGCGUCACCGCCGAGAACGCCGCUCUCAAGCAGCAGCUGGGUGGCGCUGCUGGAGCCGCGCCGCCGCUGCCAAUGCCGAUGUACCCCGCGAUGUAUCCUUUGCCGAUGCCGUGGAUGCACCCGGCGUAUCCCAUGCGUGGAUCACAGGUACCGCUGGUGCCAAUUCCUCGGCUGAAACCCCAGCAACCUGCACCUACUGCAGCAGAGCCACCGGCCAAGAAGGCUAGGAAGACCAAGAAGGUUGCAAGUGUUAGCUUCCUGGGGUUGCUUUGCCUUGCGAUGCUCUGUGGGUGUUUGAUUUCUGUAGUACAUCGGAUGUAUCCCUCUGUUGAUGCUGGAGAAGGUGCUGCAUUUGGUCCUUCUCAUCAUGGGAGGAUCCUGGCUGUUGAGGGGCCUCAUGAUAAUGUCUCGGAUGGUAUCGAUCCAAAGCCGCCACAGAGUGGCAGUGAGACCCUUCCAGCGCUGUUGUAUCUACCGAAGAAUGGGAAACAUGUCAAGAUUAAUGGGAAUCUUGUUAUUAAGUCAAUUGUUGCUAGUGAGAAAGCUUCAUUGCGGUUGCCUGGCUAUGAUGGGACGAGUCCUCAAAAGCAAAAGAAGGAAGAGACUAGCUUGGCAAUUCCCGGCUAUGUGACUCCAUUGGAAGCUGGAGAGGUUAUGGAAUCAGCCAAAGGAGUGAUGAAAAAUGAACUGAUGGCUUUGGCUCCUGCAGAUGGAAAUGUGUAUAGGGAGGAGGAUGGAUUGCUGCCACAGUGGUUUAGUGAAGCAAUGUCUGGUCCCUUGCUGAGCUCAGGAAUGUGCACUGAAGUUUUCCAGUUUGAUGCAUCUCCAUCAUCUGCUCAUUCAAAUGGCAUCAUUCCUGUCUACUCCAAUACCAUGUCAAACUCGUCACAGAAUUUUACUCAAAAGCUUCCCUCCGCUUGUCCUCGCACGGUGAAGAACAGAAGGAUUUCAUACUCUGAGACCAUUCCUUUAAGAGGUUCAACAUCCAACGACACCGAGCACUUCAAAACACCACCGAAGAAUGAGAGCUUUGGCAGUACGAAGCCUGUUUCAUCGGUGGUCGUCUCAGUGCUGGCUGAUCCCAGAGAGGCUGGUGACGGGGAUGGUGAGGGGAGGAUCUCUUCAAAAUCGUUGUCCCGGAUCUUCGUUGUCGUUCUUAUAGAUAGUGUUAAGCUUGCAAACAUGUAUAUCCGAGUGAAGCGCAACAAGACUACCUACUUCAUUCAAUGUGAACCAACAGAAACGGCUUUGAGCAUCAAACAGAAGUUGCAUUCGCUGAUAGACCAACCUCCUAUUAAUCAGCAGUUGCUCUUGUGGCCCAGCAGUGAUGUGCUUGAAGACUCAAAGACGCUGGCAGAUCAAAAGGUGGAAAACGAUUCCAUUGUUGCUUUGGCACUAAGAAAAGAUGACGAUGAGUUUGAGGAAGUUUUCAUCGCCAGGCCAGAGGAUUUCAUGUCAUCAUCAUGAUAAAGAUUAGUUCGUCAUCUCAACAAUGCGACCGCUGUGUGUUCUCGGAGCGGACCCGGUGCUCUACGUUGGUCCCUCUAGGAUCUGGGAUGUAGCUCAUUUGUCCCUUUGGGAGGAAAGAAAAUUUGUUAUGAAGAUCCCAAACAACCAUUGCGGAUGAUAUUAAGCUGUGAUUUGACGCACCAACUGAUGCCGUGCUCUUGUACCUACUGGUGUCUGUCUUGAUGUUGGGAUCAAGCGCACCUAAUUGUCCUUUUGUACCAGCUCUAGCAUGUGAAUCCAUCUGUGCCUCCGCCACCUAAUACACUCACUGUUGCUGCUGGCAUUUCUGCUUGGCUAUUGCUUGAUUCAA